Populus euphratica (Euphrates poplar) is the source of this 2257-nucleotide messenger RNA. RefSeq names its product anthranilate phosphoribosyltransferase. The transcript is spliced from 10 exons. Gene Ontology annotation, biological process: GMP biosynthetic process. Gene Ontology annotation, cellular component: cytosol. Gene Ontology annotation, molecular function: GMP synthase activity. NCBI's taxonomy places the organism in Eukaryota, Viridiplantae, Streptophyta, Magnoliopsida, Malpighiales, Salicaceae. The record is from RefSeq and is a predicted model, not a curated record. The coding region runs from base 207 to 1970 and encodes 587 amino acids.
CGCAUUUGAAGGCUCCACCUGUACAUCAUUAAAUUAAUAUUAUCGUUGAAAUUAAGCACAUCUCUGCAAUUUUUUUAUUGUUUGGCACAGUUGUUUGCAUUUUUUAAAUCAAACCACCCGCUCUUUGUAAUUUCUCUUAAUUUAAUCAUUUUUCUUUUAACUCUUUUUUAAAAAAGCAGUAAGGAAGGAAAAAAAAAUAGACAACCAUGAAAUCUCUACUGAGUCCACAACCUUCUCUCCCAACUCACAUCAACGAAUCUCGAACCAAUCUUUCGCGUUCAAAAGUCACUUCCUCUCUAAGAUUCGAUCGUGACCGUUGGAUUGGACGGAAGAAGUGUGGUUUGACUUUGAGCGCCGUGUUGGACCCUGCAACAAUUGGUCAAUCUGGGAUUUCAGAAUCCGAAUUCGUAAAUCCAGCUGUUUCCACUUCCUAUCGGAGCUCCAAGUUGCCGAAACCCAACCAGACGGUCCUUGAUGCUCAAGCUAGGGUUUGCACUGGUCCCACCCAGACCAAGCCUCUCAACGAGGACCAGGCUUUUAAAGUUUUCGACACCAUUUUAAGAUCCGCUAGAGGGGAAUUAAAAGAUGAAGAGCAAGUUUCGAAAGCGCAACUUGGGGCAUUUUUUGCUGCGAUGACAAUUCGUGCGAAUGCCUUUCCAGAAGCAACCCAAUGGAGUGAAGGUGAGAAGCAUGCAGUGAACAAUUUUUGGCCCCACCUAGUUCGAGCGCUACCAUCGGAUGUAAUCUUCAUUGCCGACCCUGAAGGCUCAAUAAUGGGAGUUGGAAGUUCGAUUGGGCCCCAAUAUGUUGGGAAUGGUACGAGCGAUAUGAGAUUGGUUGGAGCCCUUAGGGAGGUUUUGGCAGGUGGUCACCUUGGAUAUGAGGAAGUCCAAGGUGUUCUAAGAGAUGUUCUUCCUUUUAAAUUUGAAGAUAAGAGGUGUUCAUCUGGAGUUAGUGAGACGUUGCUUUCAGCUUUUUUGAUUGGCCAGCGAAUGAACAGGGAAACCGAUCGUGAGUUGAAAGCAUAUUGCCUUGCAUUUGAUGAUCAACUUGGUCUCGCACCAGUUGCUGAUGUUAGAUCAUUGACUCAUUACGGUGAACCUUACGAUGGAAACACUCGUUUCUUUAGGAGCACAUUGUUUGUUGCUGCUGUUAGAUCCUGUUACGGCGAAUCUUCCUUGCUUCAUGGUGUGGAUUGGAUGCCACCUAAGGGAGGCAUAACAGAAGAACAGAUGCUGAAGUUUAUGGGAGCAAAUACAAGAUUGACUCCUUUGCAGGCUAAAGAGCUUCUUGAGGAUGAGGAGCUUGGUUUUGCCUACAUAAGUCAGCGUGAAGCUUGCCCAUCCCUAUAUUCAUUGAUUGGGCUGAGGGAGCACAUAAAGAAACGUCCCCCUCUGGCAACAACUGAAAAGGUUCAACAAUUUGUGAAGGCUCGGGGGAGAGAAGCAAUUGUUACUGGGUUUUAUCAUGAAGGCUAUGAGGAGCCUCUUUUAAUGCUUAUGAAAAGAAGAGGUGUUCAUUCUGGUUUGGUAGUGAAGGGCGAGGAAGGGGCCCUCUCAAUGACAACAAAAUUCCGAUCUGCGAAUGCAUCAAAAGGACUUCCUGUGAACUACUGUUCAGGCUUCCGUUCAUUGAGCAUGGAUUCUGCUUUUGAACUUGAUGGGGUGUCACGUCAGAAUUUCAAAACUGAAGUUAAUGCCAAGGACUUCGGUUUCGAACCCACUGAUACUCCAAGAACUGAUAGAUCGGUCGCCAAGAAUAUAGAGUUGGGUUUAGGAGCUCUCCAUGGCCAGAAAGGACCAGCAUAUGAUCGAAUUGUCUUAAAUGCUGGAAUGGUGGAUCACCUGCUAGGAUGUGAUGGUGCAGAAGAUGUAUCUACAGCACUGGAUAGAGCCAGGGAGGCCAUUGAUAGUGGUAAAGCUCUUAAAAAGCUGUUAAAUUACAUAAAGGUCUCGCAGAAAAUGAGGUGAAAGAUGACCAGCUGGUGCAUCUGAUGAAGAUGGGAAAGCAAUAAUUACAGGAUUUCUUGUUUCCUUGCGUUUUUCCCUUCUUCUAUCUUGACCUUGUUAUUUUCUUUUCUUUUCCUUUUACUUCAUAUAUCUUUCCCUUGUAUAAACCUUGCUGUGGCCAGAGGAAAACAAAGCAUGCUUCUGGUAUAAACUGGUCAUGUCACCCAAGCAUAUUUCUUUUUUUUUUUUUCUUUUUUUCUUGUAACAUGAACAUCGGAUUAAAUAAAGUUGUAUUUUUGGUGUUCUUA